AUGACGAUCGACAAGCAGCUGGUAUGGGUGCGGGACCCCAACGAGGGGUUCCUGCUGGCUCGGCUACAGGAGCUGAUGGGAGAGGAGGCAGACGUCUUCCCCGUCGACAACAAAUACCCCAAAAGGGUCGUCAGCUUCGAUGACAUCUUUCCAGCUGGUGAUCCGGCUAAGGAUGUUGAUGAUAAUUGUGAACUAAUGUUCCUAAACGAGGCGACUCUUCUUAACAACAUGCUAAUACGAUACAAGAAAAGGAAGAUUUAUACCUACGUAGCCAACAUCCUGCUAGCCGUAAAUCCCUACGAAGACAUUCCAGAUAUGUAUUCCCCUUCUACUAUUAAGAAGUAUCACGGUAGAUCUUUGGGAGAACUGCCGCCUCACGUUUUUGCCAUCGCGGAUAAAGCAUUCCGAGACAUGAAGGCUCUGAAGCAGUCCCAGUCCAUUAUUGUGUCCGGUGAGUCCGGAGCAGGGAAGACUGAAUCAACGAAAUACAUUCUCAAGUACUUGUGCGAGUUAUGGGCGAAAUCUGCUGGUCCUGUCGAGCAAAAGAUUUUAGAUGCUAAUCCAAUACUAGAGGCGUUCGGUAACGCGAAAACAACACGCAACAACAACAGUUCACGUUUCGGGAAGUUCAUGGAAGUGCACUUCAACAACAAAUACCAGGUAGUGGGGGGGCACAUCUCUCACUACCUGCUAGAGAAGUCGCGUAUAUGCACACAGAGCAGUGAGGAGAGGAACUACCACGUUUUCUACUUACUAUGCGCAGGCGCACCUCAGGAAUUGCGUGCUGCGCUUAAGAUAACUAAGCCAGAUGAUUAUUUGUAUUUAAAGAACGGUUGCACACAAUACUUCACAACACCGCAGUCGGGCAAGAAGAUAAGCGCAAGUCAAAUGAGCAAGCAACAUCAGACGAAAGGAGGACUUCGAGAUCCCAUUCUUGAUGAUGUUGAAGAUUUCCAGAGGUUGCAUUUGGCGUUAUCCCGAGUCGGUCUUACAGAAGAAGAAAAAAGAUCCGUAUACAGCGUGGUAGCCGCCGUUCUUCAUCUUGGUAAUGUAGAGUUCGAGGAAGAAGGCGGAGCUAGAGGUGGUUGUCGCGUCUCGCCCCACAGCGAGGGGGAGUUGCAAGUGGCUGCUGGGCUGUUAGGAGUUGAGGCUGGAGAAUUAAGAAUGGCGCUAGUUUCCAGGUUAAUGCAGAGCUCAAGGGGUGGAAUGAAGGGCACAGCUAUCAUGGUUCCAUUGAAAACAUAUGAAGCGCAGAACGCCCGCGACGCCCUAGCGAAGGCAGUGUACAGUCGCCUUUUCGACUUCAUCGUCCACCGUAUAAACACCAGCAUCCCGUUCCAGGCUUCAUCAUAUUAUAUCGGAGUGCUUGAUAUCGCAGGAUUUGAAUACUUUCAAAUGAACAGUUUCGAGCAGUUCUGCAUCAACUACUGCAAUGAGAAGCUGCAGCAAUUCUUCAACGAGCGGAUCCUCAAGAAUGAACAAGAGCUGUACAGGCGCGAAGGUCUCCACGUACCGGAGAUUCGAUUCGUGGACAAUCAGGACUGUAUUGAUCUUAUCGAAAGUAAGAACCACGGCAUAUUCCACAUACUUGACGAGGAAUCAAAGUUGCCAAAGCCCGAAUUCAGUCAUUUCACUCACGCCAUUCACAAGGAGCUUGGCGCCAAUAAUUCAAGAUUACAAGUACCACGAGCUUCUCGUCUCAAAGCGCACCGAACACUUAGAGAUGAUGAAGGAUUUCUUUUGAGGCAUUUCGCCGGGGCAGUCUGCUAUAAUACGCAGCUUAUGGAUAAAUUGAAGGAAAACGGUACAAACUUUGUGCGCUGUAUAAAGCCAAACUCCCGAAUGGUGGGAGGUGAGAUCGAAGGCUCGUUGGUACUCACUCAGCUACAGUGCAGCGGAACAAUCUCAGUAUUAGCCCUCAUGGAGCACGGGUAUCCUUCACGAGCCCCCUUCAACGAUCUCCACCAGAUGUAUAACCAGUAUCUCCCGCCAAAGCUACAAAGUCUGUCGCCUAAAGUGUUCUGUCAGGCGAUUGUGCACAGUUUCGGUCUAUCCGACAAGGACUACAAGUUUGGUGUGACGCGUGUGUUCUUUCGGCCUGGGAAAUAUUCCGAGUUCGACACUAUGAUGCGCUCUGACCCCGAAAACCUGAAAUCCAUAGUCGAUGCUGUCUUGGCUUGGCUUGUGAAGUCGAGGUGGAGGAGGGCUGUGUUCUCAGUACUCUCAAUUAUUAAACUGAAGAACAAGAUCCUGUACCGUCGCGAAUGUCUAAUUACAAUACAGAAGUCGGUCCGCGGGUACUUAGUGCGUCGCGCGCACCGACCCAGGUACAAGGGCAUAGCUAAAAUACGCGCUUUGGAGAAUAACUUGAAAGAGAUGGACAGUGUUACGGCUCAGCUUAAGAAGGAAAAGGACAGCGCUAAGAAGAAUAUCGAGAAUUUGAGGAAUAGUAUUAGAAGCGCUUGCGCAACUAUUAAGGGUAAUGCAAAGAUAAGCCGCACGGAGAUUGACCAGCUUUACAACAAACUUACAAAGGAAAUCGAGAGUCAAAUGGCAGCAUUACAGAAGUCUAUGAUCGAUCAAAAGAAUAGAGAAGAACAAGAACGGUUGAGACGUUUAGAAGCAGAACUACGUCUUGCAGAAGAAGCGAAACGAAAAGAAGCUGAGCGCUUGCGGCAAGAAGAAGAAAACCGAAGACUUAAAGCGGAGAUGGAAGCCCGUCGCAAGGCAGAAGAGGCAGAAAGGCUUCGGCAAGAAGAACAGGACCGGCGUGCAGCUGAGAUAUUGCAGAAGCAAAUGGAGGAUGCAGCUAGAGCAGAUCUGGAAAAUAGAGAAAGGUUGGAACAAGAGCGUCGCGAUCACGAGAUGGCAGUUCGACUCGCUAAGGAAACAAACGGACACGUCGAAGGUUCACCACCUCAAUUACGAAGUUUCCCAACAAUGGACUCAGUGAACGGAGAAAAUAAAUUGAACAGAUCAGAACGCGUGCGCAUGCAACAAGCGUUACAAGGAAAACAAAAAUACGACCUCUCCAAGUGGAAGUAUUCUGAACUACGGGACACUAUCAAUACAUCGUGUGAUAUUGAACUUUUAGAGGCGUGCCGACACGAGUUCCACCGUCGCCUAAAGGUGUACCACGCGUGGAAGGCAAAGAACGCCCGCAAGAGUACCAUGGCUGAUCAAGAGAGGGCGCCACAAUCGAUCAUGGAUGCAGCUAAAAGUCCUCGCGUACAACAAAAGGGAGAGAUAUUAGGCGCAAGGCACCGUUACUUUCGUAUUCCGUUCGUCCGAGCUGGUGACGGGGCGAACGACAAACGAGGAUGGUGGUACGCGCACUUCGACGGCCAGUAUGUUGCACGCCAGAUGGAGCUACAUGCUGACAAAACGCCUGUGCUGCUACAAGCUGGAAUCGAUGAUAUGCAAAUGUGCGAACUGAACACAAUGGACCGCCCUACAGACCUUCGCACUAGAUAUCAGGAGGUUUUAGUGUAUAAGGUACAAAAUGUAGAGCUUUCCGACGUGCCUUAUUCUUAG
Messenger RNA from Leptosia nina, 3534 nucleotides. The record is from the annotation of a GenBank genome assembly. Lineage: Eukaryota; Metazoa; Arthropoda; Insecta; Lepidoptera; Pieridae.